This is a messenger RNA of Amaranthus tricolor (Joseph's coat), 2831 nucleotides long. RefSeq lists its product as uncharacterized. Gene Ontology annotation, cellular component: microtubule organizing center; mitotic spindle; MWP complex. Gene Ontology annotation, biological process: mitotic sister chromatid segregation; microtubule anchoring at mitotic spindle pole body; protein localization to mitotic spindle pole body. Gene Ontology annotation, molecular function: protein binding. The record is from RefSeq and is a predicted model, not a curated record. Bases 919 to 2295 code for a protein of 458 amino acids. The transcript has 7 exons. Lineage: Eukaryota; Viridiplantae; Streptophyta; Magnoliopsida; Caryophyllales; Amaranthaceae.
AUUCAUCACAAUUAUUUUUUGUAAGAUUUGCUUGUCAGCUUGAACUGGAAAUAUGAAUUUUUGCAAAUAAAUAAAGUAUCAUGAAUGAAUUAGAAAUGUUUGAAUGAUUCUAAGUGAAUAGGAUUGUAAUAACGGUAGGUCAAAUUGAUUAAGAUGAUAACGUAGGAGUAAUUGUAUUAAGAGGCUCAAUUGAUUAAUUAUCUUUGAUUGCCAGUCGACAGAUAGUGAGAUUUUUGUAAAAAAUCCUGCUAUGUACCUUUUUGUUUAGUUUUUAAUUUCUUUCUCAAAACAUUACUUCACCGUAUCACCAAAGAUUUCACACGACAUUCUGCGCGUUCGAAGAACAAGAGUGGUGGUUUUAGCAUUCUCCACUUCGUUCAAGCAUCUCCUGCUUUCAUGUUGUUUCUUUGGCUCGUUCAAUCAUGCCCCAUGCUUGCCUGAGCAUAUUUCAAGCCUACUUUGAAUUCCCUUAGAGUCAGAGGCAAAUUUACUGUGAUGUCAGUGAGGUGUGAUGUCAUUGAAGUCAAUUGACAUCAAUUAAAUCCAAAAUAAAAUCAAUAAUUACUUGUAAAUAUAUCCUAUAUGAGUUAUUACAUUGCAUUCCACUGAUCUGAGUUGAAACCCAUCAUGCACCAUUUUUUUCUUUUUUCUUUUUUUUUUUUAAUUUUCCAUUUUGAAACCAAUGAAUACCCCCAUGGCCCAAACAUACUGCUACUGCCUGUCUGCCUCCCAAAAUUAAACAGAUCUGUGACAGAACCCCUCACACCUCAAUUGCCUGAACCUUGACGCCACUCCACUCGCCAGGCGCCACGUCGUCACCAGUGACCAGCCCACCACCGGCUCUCUUCUCCAUUAUUAGUCUAUUCCUCUUCUUCUCUAAGGUUAUUUGGCUGUGAAUUCUGAUUGAAUAUCUGAAAAAUGGAGUUUACAGAUGCUUAUAAGCAAACUGGUCCUUGCUGCUUUUCUCCCAAUGCUCGCUACCUCGCUGCUGCAGCUGAUUAUCGUCUGGUGAUUCGCGAUACUUUGUCAUUUAAGGUGGUACAGUUAUUUUCAUGCUUAGAUAAGAUAAGCUACAUUCAGUGGGCUCAUGAUUCUGAAUAUAUACUUUGUGGUCUCUAUAAGAGACCAAUUAUACAAGUAUGGUCUAUAGCUCAACCGGAGUGGACAUGUAAAAUAGAUGAAGGUCCUGCUGGUAUUGCUUAUGCUAGAUGGAGCCCUGAUAGUCGUCACAUACUUACUACUUCAGACUUUCAGUUAAGGCUGACAGUUUGGUCGCUGCUUAACACUGCUUGUGUACAUGUAAAAUGGCCAAAGCAUCCAGUUAAGGGGGUUUCAUUUACCCGAGAUGGAAAGUUUGCUGCAGUAUGCACAAGACGCGAUUGUAAGGACUACAUUAAUCUGCUGUCGAGUGAUUCAUGGGAGAUAAUGGGUGCUUUUGCUGUUGACACUUUGGAUCUGGCUGAUAUAGAGUGGUCACCUGAUGAUAGUGCUAUUGUUGUCUGGGAUUCAAUGCUAGAGUACAAGGUCUUGAUAUACACUCCUGAUGGACGGUGUCUAUUGAAGUAUCAAGCAUAUGAAAGUGGCUUGGGUGUAAAGAGUGUUUCUUGGUCUCCUUGUGGUCAAUUUCUUGCUAUUGGAAGUUAUGAUCAGAUGUUGCGCGUUAUAAAUCGUCUAACUUGGAAAGCUUUUGCUGAAUUUAUGCACUUACCCAAUGUUCGUGGUUCCUCUUAUGCAGUUGUCUUUAAGGAGGAAGAUGAGCAGCCUCAGCUUGAUAUUGCAGGGUUGUGUUUGAGUGAUGAUCCUUAUGACAACAAUUUCGAUAUUUCAGAAAGACAAGUUGGUGUUAGGUAUGAAGUGGCCGAAUUACCAAUUACUUUGCCAUUCCAGAAGCCUGCCAUGGAUAAACCCAACCCCAAGCAAGGCAUUGGUCUUAUGGCUUGGAGCAGCGAUAGCCAGUAUAUUUAUUCACGUGAUGAUACCAUGCCAACUACUCUAUGGAUAUGGGAUAUGCAGCGCCUUCAACUAGCUGCUAUAUUGCUGCAAAAGGACUCUAUCAAAGCUGCAUCUUGGAAUCCAACAUCUUGUCGCCUUGCUUUUUGCACAGGAAGCUCUCAUUUAUACAUCUGGACCCCCUCUGGUGCGUAUUGCGUAAACAUUCCCCUGCCACAUUUCACUAUAGUUGAUUUGAAGUGGAAUUCAGAUGGGACCUGUUUGCUUCUCAAAGAUAAAGAAUCGUUUUGUUGUGCUGCUGUGCCCACUUUGGAGGAAUCUAGUGAUUAUAGCUCAGAUGACUGAUUCAUUAUCUUGAUGAUUGGUUAAUGACUAAAAGAUGUUGGAAAAGUAGGAUUCUGUAAUUAAAGUGUCAGUCUAAAAGCUCUCAAGAUUCUCUCAGCUGUUGGUUGAGCUCAAGGUUUAAAUGUAAACUAUAUUUUGAUCAUGCAGUGCAUGUCCAUGUGUAUGCAAGAUUAGUUAACGGCGCAAUUGUCUUGUACUCGGCUUGGGUGAAGUGUUAAGGAGCUUAGAUGCUCAAGCAAAUGCUGGUGGUGUUUUCCAUGACGAGGAGUUUGCCGGGGUUUUAGUGAUGAAUUGACCUUUCUUGUUUGCGGUGACGAAGAUGGCAGUCUGUAAAAAUCUUGUUGCUAGUCUAAUUACUAUUCAAGAUGUGAUGCAUCUUUGGAUAAUUGUAUAAGAAACAAAUGUUGAAGCGCUUAACUUUGCUUAGUUUGUUUCUCAACAAUGAUAUUCAGUAAAUAGGAAACAACUAUCUCUUCUGUUUCAAAUUGUGUAAGCUUUGUCUAUUAUGUUGAUUUGCUAUGUUCCAAAAUGUGUAA